Phacochoerus africanus (Common warthog) is the source of this 6852-nucleotide messenger RNA. It is a transcript of the gene LOXHD1, whose product is annotated as lipoxygenase homology PLAT domains 1. Gene Ontology annotation, molecular function: protein binding. Lineage: Eukaryota; Metazoa; Chordata; Mammalia; Artiodactyla; Suidae. The transcript is spliced from 41 exons. Bases 1 to 6837 code for a protein of 2278 amino acids. The record is from RefSeq and is a predicted model, not a curated record.
AUGAUGCCUCAGAAGAAAAAGAGGAGGAAGAAAGACAUUGACUUCCUAGCCCUGUAUGAGCAGGAGCUGCUGAACUACGCCUCAGAGGAUGAUGAAGAAGAGCUGGAGCACGAGUACUAUAAGGCCAAAGUGUACGAAGUGGUCACAGCCACAGGGGAUGUGCGUGGGGCAGGGACAGAUGCCAAUGUCUUCAUCACCAUUUUUGGAGAAAAUGGGCUCUCUCCCAAGCUCCAUCUUACCAGCAAGAGCAAAUCUGCCUUUGAAAAGGCCAAUGUCGAUGUGUUCCGGGUAAGGACCAACAAUGUGGGCCUCAUCUACAAAAUCAGGAUCGAGCACGACAACACAGGCUUGAAUGCCAGCUGGUACCUGGACCAUGUGAUUGUGACUGACAUGAAGCGGCCUCACCUCCGUUACUACUUCAACUGCAACAACUGGCUGAGUAAUGUGGAGGGUGACCGCCAGUGGUGCCGGGACCUGCUGGCCAGCUUCAACCCCAUGGACAUGCCCAGAGGUAACAAGUACGAAGUCAAGGUCUACACUGGUGACGUCAUUGGGUCAGGGACCGAUGCCGAUGUCUUCAUCAACAUAUUUGGAGAGUACGGAGACACGGGCGAGAGGAGGCUGGAGAAUGAAAAGGACAACUUUGAAAAGGGAGCUGAAGACAAAUUCAUGUUGGAUGCCCCCGAUCUGGGGCAGCUCAUGAAGAUCAAUGUUGGCCACAACAACAAGGGAGGGUCUGCAGGCUGGUUCCUGUCCAAGAUUGUCAUUGAAGAUAUUGGGAACAAAAGAAAGUAUGAUUUCCCUCUUAACCGCUGGCUGGCCUUGGAUGAAGACGAUGGCAAAAUCCAAAGGGAUAUCUUAGUGGGAGGAGCUGAGACCACAGCUAUUUCCUACAUUGUCACUGUCUUCACUGGGGAUAUUCGGGGGGCUGGGACCAAAUCCAAAAUCUACUUGGUCAUGUACGGGGCCAGAGGAAAUAAGAACAGUGGGAAAAUCUUCCUGGAGGGCGGUGUGUUUGACCGUGGGCGCACAGACAUCUUCCACAUCGAGCUGGCCGUCCUCCUCAGCCCCCUGAGCCGGGUCUCCAUCGGACAUGGCAACGUGGGCGUCAACAGAGGCUGGUACUGCGAGAAGGUGGUGAUUCUGUGCCCUUUCACUGGCAUCCAGCAGACCUUCCCUUGCAGCAAUUGGCUGGAUGAGAAGAAGGCGGAUGGGCUCAUCGAGAGGCAGCUCUAUGAGAUGGUGUCUCUCAGGAAGAAGAGGCUGAAAAAAUUCCCAUGGUCCUUGUGGGUCUGGACGACGGACCUGAAGAAAGCUGGUACCAACUCUCUUAUCUUCAUCCAGAUUUAUGGGCAGAAGGGGCGGACAGAUGAAAUUCUCCUGAAUCCCAACAACAAGUGGUUCAAACCUGGCAUAAUUGAGAAAUUUAGGAUUGAACUCCCAGACCUCGGCAGGUUUUAUAAGAUUCGAGUAUGGCAUGAUAAAAGGAGUCCUGGUUCUGGAUGGCAUUUAGAAAGGAUGACCCUGAUGAACACUCUGACCAAGGACAAGUAUAACUUCAACUGCAAUCGCUGGCUCGAUGCCAAUGAGGAUGACAAUGAGAUUGUUAGGGAAAUGACCGCUGAGGGCCCGACAGUACGGAGGAUAAUGGGCAUGGCCCGGUACCGCGUGACUGUGUGCACAGGGGAACUCGAAGGUGCAGGAACCGAUGCCAACGUCUAUCUCUGCCUUUUUGGUGAUGCGGGGGACACGGGGGAGCGGCUGCUCUACAACUGCAGGAAUAACACCGACCUGUUUGAGAAGGGCAAUGCCGAUGAGUUCACCAUUGAGUCUGUCACCUUGCGGAAGGUGAGGCGGGUGAGGAUCAGACACGAUGGCAAAGGCAGCGGCAGCGGCUGGUUCCUGGAGCGGGUGCUGGUGAGAGAGGAGGGGCAGCCUGAGAGUGACAACGUGGAGUUCCCGUGUCUCAGGUGGCUGGACAAGGAUAAAGAUGAUGGGCAGUUGGUCCGGGAGUUGUUGCCCAGCGACAGCAACGCAACCCUGAAGAACUUCCGCUAUCACAUCAGCUUGAAGACGGCGGACGUCCCUGGGGCCAGCACAGAUUCCCGAGUGUACAUCAAGCUCUAUGGGGACAAAUCUGACACCAUCAAGCAAGUUCUUCUUGUCUCUGACAACAACCUGAAAGACUAUUUUGAACGUGGCCGGGUGGACGAGUUCACCCUGGAGACCCUGAAUAUCGGAACCAUCAACCGGUUGGUGAUCGGGCACGACAGCACAGGCCUGCACGCCAGCUGGUUCCUGGGCAGCGUCCAGAUCCGCGUGCCUCGCCAAGGCAAGCAGUACACCUUCCCUGCCAACCGCUGGCUGGACAAGGAUCAGGCAGAUGGGCGCCUGGAGGUGGAGCUCUACCCCAGCGAGGUCAUAGACAUCCAGAAAUUGAUCCACUACGAAGUUGAGGUUUGGACGGGGGAUGUGGGCGGUGCAGGCACCACUGCCCGAGUCUACAUGCAGAUCUACGGCGAGGAAGGCAAGACAGAAGUGCUCUUCCUCUCCAGCCGCUCAAAAGUGUUUGAUCGGGCCUCCAAGGACAUAUUCCAGCUGGAGGCAGCAGAUGUGGGCCCGGUCUUCAAGAUCCGGCUGGGCCAUACCGGCGAGGGCUUUGGGCCCAGCUGGUUUGUGGACACCGUGUGGCUGCGGCACAUGGCAGUGCGGGAGGCAGACCUGACGCCCGAGGAGGAGGCGCGGAAGAAGAAGGAGAAGGACAAGCUGCGGCAGCUGCUCAGGAAGGAGCGUCUGAAGGCCAAGCUGCAGAGGAAGAAGAGAAAGAAGAAGAAGGGCAGCGACGAGGAGGACGAGAGGGAUGAGGAUGAGGAGUCCUCAUCGGAAGAGUCCUCGUCGGAGGAGGAGGAGGAGGAGGAAACUGAGGAGGAGGAGGAGGAGGAGUUUGGGCUGCGGAUGCAGGAGAUGAUCGAGGAGUACAAAUUCGAAGCCCACCGCUGGCUGGCCCGGGGCAAGGAGGACAAUGAACUUGUGGUGGAGCUGGUGCCUGCUGGCCGAGAGGGUCCGGAGCCCAACAUCUACGAGGUUCAGGUGAUCACAGGCAAUGUGCCCAAGGCUGGCACUGAUGCCAAUGUCUUCCUGACCAUCUAUGGUGAAGAAUACGGGGACACGGGCGAGCGGCCCCUGAAGAAGUCAGACAAGUCCAACAAGUUUGAACAGGGGCAGACGGACACCUUCACUGUCUAUGCCAUUGACCUGGGGGCCCUGACCAAGAUUCGGAUUCGCCAUGACAACUCAGGCAACAGACCAGGCUGGUUCCUGGACAGGAUAGACAUCACGGACAUGAACAAUGAGAUCACGUACUACUUCCCAUGUCAACGCUGGCUGGCAGUGGAGGAGGAUGACGGCCAGCUGUCCAGGGAGCUGUUACCAGUGGAUGAGUCCUAUGUGCUGUCACCAAGCGAGGAUGAGGAGGGUGGGGGAGGUGGUGACAACAACCCCCUCAACAACCUGGCCCUGGAGCAGAAAGAUAAAUCUACGACAUUCUCAGUGACCAUAAAGACUGGGGACAAGAAGAAUGCGGGCACUGAUGCCAAUGUCUUCAUCACACUCUUUGGCACUCAAGACGACACUGGAAUGACCCUCCUGAAAUCCUCCAAGACCAACAGUGACAAGUUUGAGAGGGACAGCAUUGAAAUCUUCACAGUGGAGACCCUGGACCUGGGAGAUCUGUGGAAAGUCAGAAUCGGCCAUGACAACACAGGCAAGGGUCCAGGCUGGUUUGUAGACUGGGUAGAGGUGGACGCCCCAUCUCUUGGAAAGUGCAUGACGUUCCCCUGCGGCCGCUGGCUGGCUAAGAAUGAAGAUGAUGGGGCCAUCGUCAGGGACCUCUUCCACGCAGAACUUCAGACAAGGCUGUACACACCAUUUGUCCCUUACGAGAUCACCCUCUAUACUAGCGAUGUCUUUGCCGCUGGAACAGACUCCAACAUCUUCAUCGUCAUCUAUGGCUGCGAUGCUGUGUGCACCCAGCAGAAGUACCUGUGCACCAACAAGAGGGAGCAGAAGCUGUUUUUUGAGAGGAAGUCCGCCUCUCGUUUUAUAGUGGAGUUAGAAGAUGUAGGAGAAAUCAUUGAAAAAAUUCGGAUUGGCCAUGAUAAUACAGGCAUGAAUCCUGGUUGGCACUGCUCCCACGUGGACAUCCGCAGGCUCCUUCCAGAUAAAGAUGGCACAGAGACCUUGACUUUCCCUUGUGAUCGAUGGCUUGCCACCUCUGAGGAUGACAAGAAGACCAUUCGGGAGCUGGUCCCUUAUGACAUCUUCACUGAGAAAUACAUGAAAGAUGGGUCCUUGAGGCAAGUCUACAAGGAGGUGGAGGAGCCUCUGGACAUUGUGCUGUACUCCGUGCAGAUCUUCACAGGAAACGUUCCCGGAGCAGGGACAGACGCCAAGGUCUACAUCACCAUCUAUGGAGACCUCGGGGACACUGGGGAGCGGUACCUUGGCAAGUCAGAGAACCGCACCAACAAAUUUGAGAGAGGAAAGGCAGAUACCUUCAUCAUCGAGGCUGCUGACCUGGGCGUCAUCUACAAGAUCAAGCUUCGCCACGACAACACCAAAUGGUGUGCAGACUGGUAUGUAGAGAAGGUGGAGAUCUGGAAUGACACCAAUGAGGAUGAAUUCCUGUUCCUGUGUGGACGCUGGCUGUCCUUGAAGAAGGAGGAUGGGCGGCUGGAGAGGCUCUUUUAUGAGAAGGAGUACAGCGGGGACCGGAGCAGCAACUGCAGCAGCCCUGCUGACUUCUGGGAGAUCGCCCUGAGCUCCAAGAUGGCAGACAUCGACAUCGCCAUGGUGACGGGGCCCAUGGCCGACUACGUUCAGGAGGGCCCUGUUAUUCCCUACUAUGUGUCAGUCACCACGGGGAAGCACAAGGACGCAGCCACUGACAGCCGAGCCUUCAUCUUACUCAUCGGGGAGGAUGACGAGCGCAGUAACCGCAUCUGGCUGGACUAUCCCCAAGGGAAGAAGGGCUUCAGCUGUGGCUCCGUGGAGGAGUUCUAUGUUGCAGGCUUGGAUGUGGGCGUCAUCAAGAAAAUAGAGCUGGGUCAUGACGGGGCCUCCCCUGAGAGCUGCUGGCUGGUGGAGGAGCUGUGCUUGGCUGUGCCCACCCAGGGCACCAAGUACACGUUGCGCUGCAAUUACUGGCUCGCCAAGGACCGAGGAGAUGGCAUUACCUCCCGUGUCUUUGACCUUCUGGAUGCCAUGGUGGUGAACAUUGGGGUGAAGGUGCUCUAUGAAAUGACGGUGUGGACAGGUGACGUGGUUGGUGGUGGCACUGACUCCAACAUCUUUAUGACCCUCUAUGGCAUCAACGGCAGCACAGAGGAAGUGCAGCUAGACAAAAAGAAGGCCAGAUUUGAGCGGGAGCAGAAUGACACCUUCAUCAUGGAGAUUCUGGACAUUGCUCCAUUCACCAAGAUGCGGAUCCGAAUUGAUGGCCUGGGCAACCGGCCCGAAUGGUUUCUAGAGAGGAUCCUCCUGAAGAACAUGAACACAGGAGACCUGACCAUGUUCUACUAUGGAGACUGGCUGUCCCAGCGGAAGGGCAAGAAGACCUUGGUGUGUGAGAUGUGUGCCGUCAUCGACGAGGAGGAGAUGAUGGAGUGGACUUCCUACACCGUCUCAGUGAAGACCAGUGACAUCCUGGGAGCGGGCACCGAUGCCAACGUGUUCAUCAUCAUCUUUGGAGAGAAUGGAGACAGCGGGACGCUGGCCCUGAAGCAGUCGGCCAACUGGAAUAAGUUUGAACGGAACAACACUGACACAUUCAACUUUCCUGACAUGCUGAGCCUGGGCCACCUCUGCAAGCUGAGGGUCUGGCAUGACAACAAAGGGAUAUUUCCUGGUUGGCACCUGAGCUAUGUCGACGUGAAGGACAACUCCCGAGAUGAGACCUUCCGCUUCCAAUGUGACUGCUGGCUCUCCAAGAGUGUGGGUGAUGGACAGACGGUCCGUGACUUUGCCUGUGCCAACAAUGAGAUCCAUGAUGAGCUGGAGGAGACCACCUACGAGAUCGUCAUAGAAACCGGCAAUGGAGGCGAAACCAGGGAGAACGUCUGGCUCAUCCUGGAGGGCAGGAAAAACCGAUCCAAGGAGUUUCUGGUGGAAAAUUCUUCUAGACAGCGGGCCUUUAGGAAGGGGACCACAGACACAUUUGAGUUUGACAGCAUCUACCUGGGGGACAUUGCCUCCCUCUGCGUGGGCCACCUCGCCAGGGAGGACCGAUUCAUCCCCAAGAGAGAGCUGGUCUGGCAUGUCAAGACCAUCACCAUCACCGAGAUGGAGUACGGCAACGUGUACUUCUUUAACUGCGACUGCCUCAUCCCCCUCAAGAGGAAGCGGAAGUACUUCAAGGUUUUCGAGGUCACCAAGACAACAGAGAGCUUUGCCAGCAAGGUCCAAAACCUGGUACCAGUCAAGUACGAGGUCAUCGUGACGACGGGCUACGAGCCGGGGGCGGGCACCGACGCCAACGUCUUUGUGACCAUCUUUGGGGCCAAUGGUGACACGGGCAAGCGGGAGCUGAAGCAGAAGAUGCGCAACCUGUUUGAGCGGGGCAGCACCGACCGCUUCUUCCUGGAGACGCUGGAGCUGGGCGAGCUGCGCAAGGUGCGGCUGGAGCACGAUAGCAGUGGAUACUGCUCGGGCUGGCUGGUGGACAAGGUGGAGGUCACCAACACCAGCACCGGGGUGGCCACCAUCUUCACCUGUGGCAGGUGGCUGGACAAGAAGCGCGGCGACGGGCUCACCUGGAGAGACCUCUUCCCUUCUGUCUGAGGGCCAGAGGCCCCC